This is a messenger RNA of Sclerotinia trifoliorum, 4289 nucleotides long. The record is from the annotation of a GenBank genome assembly. Lineage: Eukaryota; Fungi; Ascomycota; Leotiomycetes; Helotiales; Sclerotiniaceae.
GAGAAGAUUCAAUCAUUUCCUCUUUUGUCUUUUGUUUUUUGCGAGUGCCUAACUUGUUGAUGUAAGGGAAAUAAAAUAUUAUCAAUUUAUCAAUAUAUCCACCUAGCUAAAUACUUCAACUUCGACAUCACUGAGCAUAUACCCUCCUCCUCCUCUCACUCCUCCUUCCACAGUCCACAGACCUCAUCUUUUGCGUAACCUCUCUUAGAGCAAGCCACACAUCCCACAUCUACCCACCUCGCAGGAGUUUUACGCUGUAAGUUGCUAAACAAAGCAUCCUCUUCUGUUCUCCUACUGGUCCGGCAAGACCCUUGUCCUCAAACUUACCCAUUACCAUCUUGUCAACACGUCUGGAGAAAUACUUUGACUAACAGGUCAGGUCAAACAGUCAAAUACAGCUCCGCCCCUUCACAAUCCUUUACUUUGUCGAACACCAUAUCACAAACCUUUUUGCGCUCCUCUAUCUAUUCUCAUCUCACCAGGAACAUUCAUUACAUCAAACUCAAAUUCCAAAAUUGACUACUCUUCCGCCGAAACACGUCUGCCCCACUAUUUACUGCCCCUCGUUCGAACUUGCUCUUAGACGCAGACUGAAGCUCUUAAGCUACCGUACACACAAAGCACAUAGCUCAUGGUUGUGCAAUUAUCAGUUUUCAAAAUAUUCUAUACUGAAUUCCAUUCUGCUGCUCCAUUUUUGAAGGUCUCUUCUGAACAUUCAUCAUGACAGUCUUUGUGGUCUCUCUGUGAGUUUUUUCUGUUCUUUUCCUUCUAUCAAACAUUUGGUUGCUGGGCAGCCUCAUGUUAUACUAUUUAUUUUCUUCGAGCUUCGCAUCACAGCUACAGCAAACCACCGGUUUGUAGCUUCAAGCAUAUCUCCAGAGAUCUGCAUUUUGUUGUUUAAUAUAGCAGGCGUAGGAAUCGGAGACUUCUUUUCUGCUGCGGGAUUUCAUCAUGAUAAAAGCUGAUGUAUCUCCUUUCCUCAUAGUUUUCUCCCAAACACCAUCAACUUCAAACUCCCUUCAACCAAUUCUCGUCCCCCGACCAGAGGAUCCAAUAUCCACCCAGAUCCCAAGUCCAAUGCUUUUCGCUCGGGACGUCUAGGUGCCGCUAGAAAGACUACCACCAAAAUCGAUACUACCGGCAAGCCUAGUCUUUUCGGUCAUCAGAAGGAUAUCACACCCCCAGCAACACCAAUACACGAUGUCGACCACGAACAAUUUUUUGCUCAAACCGAUAUACCAGAGCUAAAAACCAUACAAGAGAAUCAGCUCUCCGUGGUCGCGCCCAGCGACCCUCAUUCACCGGCAUGGGGUGCGGGAAAGACGUUCAACCAACCACGAUCUCGGGCUAGUUCUCCCCCUCCCGCAGAUAUCCUCAAGCACAAUAAGAUGAAGGAGAAGGCAGAACUUCUUGGAAGCGCUGGAAUUCGCCAACCACAAUACAAACGGAGUGAUAGCCAUGAUAGAGUUUUCGCAAAUGCCGAAUGGGAAGUUGAACCAGCCGAGCAAGGUAACGGAGGUCUAAGAAAUGCCGUUCAAGCUGCAGUUAGAAGUGGAAAUCUUGAGGAUAAGAUCUGGGUUGGUACACUAGGAAUGCCCACUGAUGCUCUCGAACGUCGACAAAGGCAGGAUAUCGACGAUCGCAUGGCUACAGAGUACGAUUCCGCAACUGUUUUUUGUAAAGACAGCGAUUUUGAUGGUCAUUACACACACUACUGCAAGCAAAUCUUGUGGCCAGUCUUCCAUUACCAAAUACCGGAUAACCCUAAAAGCAAGGCUUAUGAAGAUCACUCUUGGAUUUACUAUGUUAAAGUAAAUCAAGCUUUUGCGGACAAAAUCGUCAAGGAAUGGAAGAGAGGUGAUGUGAUUUGGAUCCAUGACUACCAUCUCCUAUUGGUACCUUCAAUGAUCCGUAAGAAGCUUCCUGAUGCCAAAAUUGGAUUCUUCCUUCAUGUAGCAUUUCCAUCCUCGGAAGUUUUCCGAUGCCUGGCCGUUCGUAAGGAGUUACUUGAGGGUAUGUUGGGAGCAAAUCUCAUUGGAUUCCAAAUUCAAGAGUAUGCACGACACUUCUUGCAAACCUGCAGCCGUAUUUUAAUGGUGGAAGCCACAAAUGAUGGUAUCCAACUUGAGGAUCGAUUCAUCGAUGUUAUUAAUCUCGCAAUUGGAAUUGAUCCUGUUGCUCUGGAUAUGAAUCGCGCAGAUCCUAAAGCUACUCAUUGGUUGAACACGAUGCAGGAAAGAUAUCGUGGUAAGAAGCUCAUUGUGGCACGAGACAAGUUAGAUCAUGUCCGAGGUGUACGACCUAAGCUUUUGGUAAGUUUUCAGUUAUUGUAUCCUGGACUUCUAAAGACUUUUUCAAUAAGACAAAUUGUGAUCAGUCCUAACUGACAAGUACUAAUCUUUUUUAUUUCAUAGGCGUAUGAGCUUUUUCUCAAUAAAUAUCCUGAAUGGAGAGACAAAGUUGUUCUUAUUCAGGUAGCAACGUCUACCACAGAAAAUUCCGAACUUGAUGCCACCGUUUCAGAUAUUGUUACUAGAAUUAACUCCUCAUGGGCCAAUCUUGCUUAUCAACCAGUCGUCUAUCUCAAACAAGAUAUCAUCUACCCUCAAUAUUUGGCUCUUCUCACAGUCGCUGAUGCUCUAAUGAUCGCUAGUCAGCGUGAAGGAAUGAAUUUAACAUGUCAUGAAUAUUUGUUUUGUCAAGAUGGCAAGUUCGAAGGUCACAACAAGCAUGGAUCUCUUAUUCUCAGUGAAUUCACUGGUAGUUCUUCCAUCUUUGGUGGCAAUGAACUUUCUGUGAAUCCAUGGGAUUAUCGUCAAUGCGCUGAUGCAAUUAAACAAGCCUUGGAAAUGCAGGACGAAGAAAAAGAAGAACGAUUCAAAAAGCUUCAUGCAGCUGUCAUGCACCAUACUGGAGAGCAUUGGUUUAAUGAAUUUCUCAAUCGUCUUGACAAGGCCUAUGAAGAACAGCAUAAGAGAGAUACCACAGCUGUUCCACGUCUCUCUAUUAAUAUGCUUGGUCAAAAGUAUCAGAAAUCUGAGCGGAGACUUUUCAUCAUUGAUUAUGAAGGGACUUUGGCAUCAUGGGGAUCGCCAAGCAGUAUCAUCUUAACAAGCCCACAAGUAAGUAAUAUUUAUAUCCCUUGACAUUGAGUGAAGGCUAACAGUAUAUAGCGCACAAUCGAUACUCUUAAUGAUCUCCUUCAAGAUGAAAGAAACACAGUAUAUGUAAUGUCUAGUAGACAACCGGAAGAACUCGAUCGUUUAUUCAAAAGAGUACCACGCCUUGGUCUAAUUGCUGAAAAUGGAUGUUUCCUCAAACAAUUUGGUACUUCAGAUUGGAUUGAAAUGGCUGAUCCUGAGAAGAUGCGAGCAUGGAAAGAUUCGGUAGAAGGCAUCAUGGCAUAUUAUACCGAACGAACACCAGGAUCAUGGAUUGAGACGAGGCAUUGUAGUUUGAUCUUCCAUUACAAGAACGCAGAAGAUUUCGAAACUGCAACUCGACAAGCCGGCGAUUGUGCAAGUCACAUUAAUGAUGCAUGUGAGGAACAAAGAGUUAGGGCAAUUCCUGUCGAAGGUAUGUGUUACUGGUUUUGUACGUUGCAAGAAAACUUACUAACAUCAUUUAUAGGAGCUGUAACAGUUGAACCGAUUGAUUGGUCAAAGGGUACAGCUGCCAUGAAAAUAUUCGAAGGCCUUGCGAAAGAAAUGUCACCAGAUGCUGAACAUACUUCUCCUGUUGAUUUCUUACUAGUGAUAGGUGAUGGUAGAGAUGAUGAGGUGAUAUUUCGAUGGGCCAAUGAUUUAGGUAGAGAAAAGAAGGUUAACAGUGUUACAACUGUUAGCUUGGGCAGUAGGAAUACUGAAGCUGGGUAUACCCUUACACAAGGAGUUACUGGUAUGUAUCCUUCAAUGGUGUUUCUGAAAGUGGGUACUAACAUUCAUCUAGGUGUCUUAACAGCUUUACAAAAGCUCGCCCAGUUAUCUUAGAAUGUUUUUUAUUAAUUAUUAUUAUAUUUCUAUAAAUGAGAGCCGGAGAGGCAAUGGUUAUUUUAUUGGCAAGGAUACAUUGCGAUGAUGAUCUAGAUGAUUUUUUUUCUAUGAAUGGUUAAUCACAAGGUGACAGGCAUAGCGAGGGCGUAUUUUUUUAUGUUUUUUAGCUUUUUCUGUUGGGCUUUUUCGCUUUGGGAUUGAAGGGAAGGAGGGAAGGAAGGAAGGAAUUAGAAUGAAGUAUACGUUUAAUUGAUGCUUGGGAUUAUUUAUUAAGAAAUAUAUUACAUUAUUUGAUUU